AUGGUCACCUUCAAUCCCUUCUCUCUUAGCUCAUUGGACCAUGCUCUUCUGGCUGUAUACAUUCCCCAGAAUCUGUGCUUUCGCACAACAAACCAUCAACAAUGCCUCUCACAACUUCAAGAUGGCAUCAAGCUUCUCCUAGAUAAUCUACCAUUCCUCAGUGGAGAAGUAGUUCCCUGGACUGAUAGUUGCGCCAAGCCGGGAGAAAUGCGUGUUCAGCCGGGGACCACCUUUGCGGGAAUCCCCAUGUUAACAAUCAAACACUUCAAAGAUGUCAUCUUGCCGCCAGUGCUUAUCGAGGGUGGCGGAUCAUCGCAAACCGACCAGGCUGUUGCGGCUCUCGAUGGCGAAUAUUUCCCUCUGCCGCUGAUUUUGCCCCCAUCGGAGCCACGACCUGUUAUGCGCUUACAGGCAAAUGUCAUGGCUGAUGGAGUGAUCCUGUCCAUGGCAUUCAGUCACUCAGUCUUUGACGGAACGGGCACCGGUCGUAUCCACGAGAUGCUAGCAGAGUGUUGCCGCGCAGCAGCGACGCAGACUUCACCAAAUCUCCCAACCGACGAAAAGAAAGAAGAAUUGCUGCGACAUGUUUUGACUACAGCCGGCGAGGGAGAGCAUCCGGAAAUUGACCACUCGGGAGAAGUUGGACAAAGCUAUGCCUACGAAAGUAAAGAAGAUGGUGAAGCUGGGCAAGCUGAAUCGAUGGAGCUCCUUGGGACCGGACUUGCAACUCGGGCGUUUAUUCUCUCACCGGAGAAGUUGGAACGUCUCCGGAAAGCCUGUUCCGAGUUACUGCCUCUUUUAACUCGCCUAUCAGCGAAGGAGCAAAAGGAAUGGCCCACAUUUCUUUCAUCGAACGAUGUUCUUACAGGUGCUUUUGCAUUCUGUAUAGAGAAGGCCCGCAAAGAAAACGGUAUCGACAUGUCUUCCAAGUCUCGCCAUUUGACCUUUGCAGUCAACUUUCGCAAACGCCUUCAGGCUAUCCCAGAUUGUUAUCUGGGCAAUGCAGUCUUUCCAUCUCGUAUUUAUUUCCAGCUCCCAACAGAUAGCGAUGUCGAUCUUGACACGCUGGAGAACUCGCUCGAUCUGCAGCCCCUGCAGGAGUCUGGAAUAAACGUGCGGGAUCUGUUGGAAAUUGCCAACCAAGCCUUCCAAUCCCGUGUUGGAAUCUCAUCCUAUGAUGACGCAUUCCUGCGUAGCUUCAUGGCAUUUAUGACCAAGCAAGAAGACUACGAGGCUACGAACCUUCGUUACGGGAACUUAAUUGCCUCGAGCUGGCGGGAUCUCAAAAUCAAUUCUCUGGAUUUCGGUCCUGGCUUGGGCCACGUUGAUAACUUUGAGCUCAAUAUUGGCGUGGCUGAUGGAGCUAUGACUGUGUUACCGGAGGUGAAACGGGAUCUCUUGGCAACAAAAAAGAAAGCGCCAUGGGAUGUUCGUGUUUCUCUCGCAAACCAGACAAUGGGAAGUUUCCAGCAAAACACGCUGAUUGCGUGGCUGGCCGACAAAAUUGUUUGA
Molecule: messenger RNA, 1512 nt
Organism: Penicillium angulare
Lineage: Eukaryota; Fungi; Ascomycota; Eurotiomycetes; Eurotiales; Aspergillaceae
Gene: fgaAT
Product: fumigaclavine B O-acetyltransferase easN
Exons: 1
Coding region: 1-1512 (503 amino acids)
Molecular function (GO): acyltransferase activity, transferring groups other than amino-acyl groups
Source: RefSeq, a predicted model, not a curated record